Messenger RNA from Conger conger (European conger), 9020 nucleotides. RefSeq names its product lysine (K)-specific demethylase 6B, a (gene kdm6ba). Gene Ontology annotation, molecular function: chromatin DNA binding; histone H3K27me2/H3K27me3 demethylase activity; RNA polymerase II cis-regulatory region sequence-specific DNA binding. Bases 1297 to 7524 code for a protein of 2075 amino acids. The record is from RefSeq and is a predicted model, not a curated record. Gene Ontology annotation, cellular component: MLL3/4 complex. Lineage: Eukaryota; Metazoa; Chordata; Actinopteri; Anguilliformes; Congridae. Gene Ontology annotation, biological process: heart development; regulation of gene expression. The transcript has 25 exons.
AGGAGGUAGGUAGAACCAGCACGAGUGAGAGCGAGCGGGCGCUAGAGAGAGGGAGAAGGAGUGCGUCUGCGUUGCAAUGGAAUAAAAACUGCGCAAUUUCAAAUCUCCAGCACUUAUUUGAUCCCGCUUUCUUUACAAAAUAAAGCCAUGCUCUUCGCCCGAUGCAGGAUGGAUAUACAACCGAGAUUCCAGUCGUGUUGUGAAUUUAUUUUCCAGUUAUAGCUACUCGGAUUAGCGAUUUUAUAAACUGAUGUUGGUUAAGGUUUUAAGAGGAGCCGUGUUGUCAUUUUUAGGAACACGUAGCUAGUUAGCCAGUUAUAUGAUACGAUUGGCCAAACAUGAAGACAAGGACGGUUGUUUCGCGUGUGAAGAAUUGUAGCUAUAUUAAUUACUAAACGUUACGUUAAUGAUGUGUUUAGCUAAACGUUCAAAUUGUAGCGACGGUUUCGUAAUGUAUCUGCGUAUACGCCUGUGCUCAUGCAGACAUUUUAAAAUGCAUAUGGAUUUUUGGAUGCACAAUCCCAUUACAUAAUUUUUGGGGUACAUUUUAAGGCUGCGUGGCUGCAUGACUGUCAAUCAAGAAGGGAAAAUGAAGAUACGGAGUGCAUUUUUAAUCUGCUGAAAUAUUUAAGGAUCAUGACCAUGGUACCUCCCAAACGGAUUCAAUGUUUCACACAAGUGUAUAAUCAAAGAAACGCACACGGACCAGCGCAGCUGCGGAACGGCUCCCAGGACUGCCACCGGAAAUGCUCUCGCCCCCUGCCCCCCGAUACGAGAGGGAGGCCCGGCACUGUGGGAAGACUGGCGGGUGGGGGUUCCGCAUAGACUGUGGGACUGUGCGAAGAUGGGACUGUGCGAACGUCGGCCGGUCGGACACGCCAGAACGUUGUAUUUCGAGCGUGGCCUUAGGAGCAGGAUUAGAAUGGCCGUUUAAGAACGCUGACCAUCAUGUUGACAAGGAUGUGCACUUGUGGGGACGUGCUGACCGGCUGAGCGGGUAGAUCCUGAAACACGGCUUUCCCCACAGACCAGCACGGAGAGACGCACUGCUGAGGGAAUCCCAACCAUGAUGAUUGGCUGCUAGAAUCGAAGCCGAAGCGUGAUUGGUUGCGGUUGUGAAGCCGCUCAUCAAUGCUAAUCUGAACGUUCCCUUGUAGGCUCCAAGUGGCUCUGAGCAGAAGGCAGACAGACAGACAGACAGGCAGGCAGACAGACAGACGGUCUCCCCUAGGUGUUGGGGUGCAACCCUCUCAUUGCUGCAGUGGAGGGCUUUACAGACUCCGCUAGUGUGGCUGGAUGCAUCACCCAGCGGAGCAGUUUGGUGGGCGUGGCACACGGGACUCUUUCCCUCUGGACGGACUGAACCGAGGACCAUGGGCUCCCGUGGGGGGCCGCGCCUGGGCCCCUCCCCCCAGGUGCUCUCCCAGUGCCAAUCAGCCCAUCCCCCACUUACCCCCAAGUCACAUGACCGGCCAGAACCAUCCAAAUAAAUUUUAUAAUAAUGGGCCCCCGGUUCGAGGCGUAGAUAAGCUGGAGCUGUCUCCGUCGGUGGGGCCGCCCCUGCAGCGGGACCAGAGGCAGCCCCGCGUCUGGGAGCAGCUGGGACACCUAUACGAGCAGGAGCCUAAGCCUGAGGACCCCGUCCGCUCCUACCAGGGCCCCGCCCGGCCCCACAACGGCUACAGUGCGGGCCCCGGGGGCCACUUCGCCCCCCGCACUAACCAGCUGCCCAGGUUUGGGGGUCCCCACCUGCAGCAUGGCUCCAGGAACAGCGUCUCCCUCGGGGAGGUGUGGAACCCCAUUCAGCAGCAGCCCAGGGGAUUCCCAGGAAAGAUGAUGGGGGGCCAGCUGAAGAGGCCCGCGCCCCCCCUCGGGGAACACUCGGUCAUCCAGCACGCCCCGCCCCCACCUCUCCACCACCCGGCGCCCCCCAGUGAAGACUGCCCGAGCCCCAGCAAGAGGAACAGAGGACCCAGCUCCGAGCAGAUCCCCCACCCAGGAAUGCAGCGUUACCCUCUCCCAGGACACCCACAGGCACCCCUGCACCCUCCGUCUCAGUACCCUCCACCCAAACCAGGCUUCUGGAACCCGCUGCAUAAGACGGGGGGUCCCUGGCCCCCACCCGACCGGAAGGGCGGUCCCAUGGACUUCCAGCCCCAGGACAUGGGGGGAUACCCUUACAAACCCCCUCCUGGCGGGCCGACCCCGGUCUCCCCGCCCCCCCUGUCGUCUUUGGGCUAUGGUCCGGGCCGCGGGACCCACCCAGCCAAGCUGCCCCUCCCACCUCAGGGACUAGGGAAGCCUCCUCACAACCCCCACCUGCCCUACUCCCUCCCCAGCCACCCAGGCCACCCCACCCACCCCCAGCCGGGCCGCGACGUCCGGGUCGAAUCCCGGGGUGGUCCCACUCAGCGAGGUCCCGAUGGGGCCGGCGUUGGGGGGACCCUGCCCCCCCGUGGAGAGCGGGACAGAGGGAGACCGGCCCCGUCACCAGCAAACCUCACCGGCGUGCCUUACAGCCACCACAGUACCCACCACCAGCCCCCCCCUGGGCACGGGCACAUGGGACCCCUGGGCCCCCCCACUGUACCUCAGCACACGCCCCCAGAGGCUUGGAGGCCCCACGCCCGGCACCACGGCCACCCUCUGGAUUCGGGUCGCUACGGGCCUGUUCUAGAAUCUCAGGGUCAGCAGCAGCAGCAGCAUCAUCGAAUUGGGGAAGGGAGGGGCGAGGAAAACGCCCAGCGUACCAGCCCCCCGCAGGAACCUCCCCGAGCCCCCGUAAUCACCUCCAGCACCCUUGAGCCUCCUCACCAAACCGGCCUCUGCCUCAGCAGCAGCACCCGCGGCACCCACGCUGCCACGACAGCGCCCCCUGCUGUUUCUAUGGCAUCCGGCAGCCUUGGCUGGGGUGGCAAAGAUCCCCUCCUGCUCCCCCCCGUCCUGCCCCAGCUGCCCCGCAUGUGCCCACCGCUGAUUCUCCCAGGUCUUAACGGCCCUCCCACAGGCACUGCCAGUAUGUACCACAAGGAGGCACAGUUGCGCCCCCCACCCUCUUCGGUGCAGGUCAAACCCUACCUGGGGCUGCCUAAUCCCCCUCCCAUGUCCUCCUCCCCUUGCUCAGGUUUCCAAAGGUCAGGGGUCAUCACCAGCACAGCCUCCAGCAGCCCCCAGCAAACCGUGAGCUCCAAACUGCAUCUGUCUGCUCCUGCGCCCCUUACCGCUGCCCCUGCCCCUGCCCCAAAGCGUCCACCCAUCCCAGAAUACCCCAAAAUUCCCCAGCGGUCUCCUCCUGCUCUCAAGCCUUCCUCAGCCCCUGCUGGCCCCAAAGUCUGCCCGCCAAGGCACAUACCCACGCCCCCUGCACCUCGACCUCCUUCGGCUCCGUCCUACCCCACUCUCUGCCCCCCGCAGAAGCCUACCGGCCCCCAGACCAUCCAGGAGGCCCUGGACAAGCUGGAGGCGGAGCUGAAAGGACACAUGCAGGCCGAGGAGGAACACCGGGUCCAAGAACGGGCCAAGAAACUUGACGAGGAAAGAAAAAUUCCAGAAAGGCGGAAGGAGGUAGAAAAGGGUGGGAAACGUGAGGAAGAACAUGCCAUCGAGAAUCUAGAGAGGCUUCUUUCGGCGAGUGUCCCCGGACCUCCUCCUCUCUCCUCGGUGUCCACCCCGUCCCCCCCCUCAAUGAAGCCUGCACCCUCCUACCCCUGGUUGAGCCGGGGUGGGGCUCCCCCUCUUCCCUCGGGACAAACGGCACCUCCCUCCCGGCCACCCCUGUUGACCCCCCAGACGGAGUUCGCCAGAGAGAAGCAGAGACAGAGAGAGAGGUGGGCUGGUGCCAGCGGGACGUCCCACAGUCCCAACUCACAGAAUACCUCAGGAACCACCUGCCCUCCUUACCUUAGCUCAACUGUCCCUGCCCUGCCCACUUCCCUUGAAAACAAGGUAGGACGUCCUGUGAUGCAGCCCACCCCCACGCCAUCCAAAGACUCCCCCAAGGAGAUGGCCGGUAGAGAGGGUGGCCUGCUGGCCCCUUUGCUCCGGAAGCCUCCUAAACUCUUGCAGGGCUUACCGAGGGAGGCCUUGUCCUCCUCCAACAGCAGCCAUGGUCUUUCCAGCACUAACACCACGGUCACCACUGGGCACAAGCCAGCUGGCCUUGCUGGGGGCCUGAGCAGGUUACAGGGCAGCAUCAGCACCUGCAACUCUGACUCGGACAGCGCUCAGUUUGAGGAAGAGCCUCCCGAGCUGUCCACCAUCCUGCCCGAUGGGCUGGCCAACAUCAUGAAGAUGCUGGAUGAGUCCAUCAAGAAAGAGGAGGAGAUGUGCUCGGGCCAGGAGAUUGGCCGCUAUUCACCCCCAUCCCCCCUGCAAGGCUACCUGUGUGCCCCCAAUCUCAUUCCCGCACCCCGGCAGCACCCUGUGGAGGACCUGGGGACCAACGCCCAUGCCAGCCCGCCUGUACUCAGCAGGCAGGGGUCACUGGCGUCUUCGUUGUGUGAGGAAGAAGAGGAAGAGGCAGUGAAGGUGGCUCCAAAACCCAGCCAGGGCAGUGCUCCAUCCACAGCUCCCUUCCUUUCACAGGCCCAGGAUGCCAGGGAGGUAGCGGGUGCAGAUUACCGCCACAGUGACCUGGCAAAGCUGUAUGGCCUUCCAGACCCAGCCAAGGGAGAUGGCGAAGACGACGAGGACGAGGAUGAAGAGGACGAAGAAGGCAACGAUGCAUCCUGCUCACCGCCACCACAGAGACCACACCUCCACCAGACCGGUGUCGGAAGCAUGUUCAAGUCUCUGGCUUCAGUCCUUGGGAGUCAGCAGUAUGCCUAUAGGGGUGGCCCAUUUGGAAGACCACCUCCCAACUCUGUCACAGGGGUGAAGUAUUCUUCUUCUCUCUCUCUUGGUCCCGAUAUCUGCCGUCAGCAGGGCACCUCCCCAACCUCUGGAUCCACCACACACCCGGGGUACGGGAGCUCCCCCCAAAAUACCACCCACGUUACCUCAGAUAAACCCCUCCCUCCUUCUGCUUCUCCUGAGGGUGAGGCAGGAUGGAAGGGUCCGAGAGAUGUUAGGGUGAAGACCGAAGAGGAAGAGCAUGCCGUCUGGAAAGAGAAGGGGGGAGAAAAACAAAUGGCAGUCCAUUUCGGAGGAGAGGGGAGGAACCAAGCUUCCCCCAACUCCGGCCCUGCAGGGAUGGAAUCAAAGAAUGCAGGAUUCCGUGGCGAAAUGAAGCUGACCACCAUCUCGGAGUCUUCGCUUGCCGAGCUUGGCCGCAGCUGCGAGGUUCUGCUGACCCGGCACGCUAUCCCGACCGGGACCGGCUGUCGAGUCAAGAUGGAGAAGGAAGACCAGGAGAUGGAUGUUCAGAAGACCGUGAGGGAGAAGCGAAGGGAGCGGGAGAGGGAGCGGGAGAAGAGUCUGAAAAGGAAGCACGACCGAGGCAGCAGCAGGAACAGGAAACACCAGGACAGGAAGGACAGGAAGAGAAAGCACAAAGAAAAGAGAGAAGAGAUGUCGCUCUCCUCCUCCUCCUCUUCUCGCUCCAGCUCCAGUCGGCGGCACAAGGAGGGCAAACGGCACAAGGACAAGAAGAGCCGGCAGGUCUUGGGGAACCUCGAUCUGCAAAGUAAAGAGAUCCGCGAGAAGCCCCGGCCGAGAGAGGAGGACGCGGACGCGGGGGAGGAUCGGAGGUCAGAGGAUCGGGAGGCGGCGGCCGGCGAUGGAGAGGCAGUGGACUCAAGGCAGCCCAAGACGUCUAUGAUGACCUGUGGCGCUAGCUCUGCCUCCACCCUGGGCGCGGCGGACUUCCUGAAGCUCAGGGCCAUGUCCGACGGGCCGCCCAAAGAGCUGAAGAUCCGACUGAUCAAGGUGGAGAGCGGCGACCGGGAGACCUUCAUCGCCUCCGAGGUAGAGGAGAAGAGGAUCCCUCUGGUGGACAUCAGCAUCAAGAACACUGCCUCGGAGGUCAUCCGGGCCUGCAAAGGGGCGAGGAUAAAGGGGAAGUUCCGGGAGUCCUACCUGCUCCCCGCUUUCUCCGUGAAGCCUGUCAAGACCACGGACCAGCUCAUCCCUCAGGAGAAGCUGAACCCCCCAACGCCCAGCAUCUAUCUGGAGAGCAAGCGAGAUGCCUUCUCCCCCGUCCUGCUGCAAUUCUGCACAGACCCCAAAAACCCCAUCACCGUCAUCCGAGGCCUUGCGGGAUCCCUCCGACUGAACUUGGGCCUGUUCUCCACCAAGUCCCUGGUGGAGGCGAACGCGGACCACGCGGUGGAGGUGCGCACGCAGGUGCAACAGCCGGCAGAUGAGAACUGGGACGCCAGCGGCUCGUCCCAGACCUGGCCCUGCGAGAGCAGCCGCUCCCACACCACCAUCGCUAAGUACGCACAGUACCAGGCCUCCAGCUUCCAGGAAAGCCUUCAGGAAGAGAAGGGCAGUGAUGAAGAGGAUGAUGACGAUGAUGAUGAUGAUGAAGAGAGGAAGAAAGCCGAUGCCCCAGAGGCACCAGUCAACCCCCUCUCAGCCACCAGCACCACCAACACCAGCACUGAACAGAAACCAGUAGGGAAGAUCAUCAAAUUCGGCACCAACAUAGACCUCUCUGACGCCAAGAGGUGGAAGCCGCAGCUGCAGGAGCUGCUGAAGCUCCCGGCGUUCAUGCGCGUGUCCUCCAGCGGGAACAUGCUGACCUACGUGGGCCACACCAUCCUGGGCAUGAACAGCGUGCAGCUCUACAUGAAGGUCCCGGGCAGCCGAACACCAGGGCACCAAGAGAACAACAACUUCUGCUCUGUCAACAUCAACAUCGGGCCCGGGGACUGCGAGUGGUUCGCUGUGCACGACAUCUACUGGGACUCCAUCAGCAACUUCUGCGAGAAGCAUGGAGUGGACUACCUGACGGGCUCGUGGUGGCCGGUUCUGGAGGACCUGUACCGGGCCAACAUCCCCGUGUACCGCUUCAUCCAGCGGCCGGGCGACCUGGUGUGGAUCAACGCGGGCACGGUGCACUGGGUGCAGGCUGUGGGCUGGUGCAACAACAUCGCCUGGAACGUGGGCCCCCUCAACUCCUAUCAGUAUCAGAUGGCACUGGAGCGCUUCGAGUGGAACGAGGUGAAGAAGGUCAAAUCCAUCGUGCCCAUGAUCCACGUGUCCUGGAACAUUGCUCGAACCGUCAAGGUUUCUGACCCGGACACCUACAAGAUGAUCAAACACUGCCUCCUCCAGUCCAUAAAGCACAUUCAGAUACUGAGGGACCAGCUGGUGGCUGCUGGGAAGAAGAUCUCGUACCAGAGCCGCGUGAAGGACGAGCCAGCCUACUACUGCAACGAGUGUGACGUGGAGGUGUUUAACCUGCUGUUUGUGACGAGCGAGAGCGGGAGCAGGAAGACGUACGUGGUUCACUGCGAGGACUGCGCUCGCACGCGCAGCCCCAGUAUGGCUAACGUGGUGGUGCUGGAGCAGUACCGCACCGAGGAGCUGAUGAACAUCUACGACACCUUCACCCUGGCUCCAACACCCAGCUCACGAUGAGGACGACUCGUCUCUCAGCCAUAACCAAAACUCCUGCCUGCCAGGAUUACACAAGUUUUUUUGAAAGUUUUUUUUUUUGUUUUUAAUGCAAUUUGUUUUGGAAUUUUUUUUUUUUUUUGAAAGUUUUUUUUUUUUUUUGGUUUAUUUUUUUUAAAUUUUUUUUUUACUACUACUGCUAAUACUUGCCGAGCAGCCAAUCGAAAACCAGUUUACUAAAUGUUGUUUACAAUACCACAUCAGCCAAUAAAACUCCGGUUUACUGUCAUAUGCCCUGUCUACCAGCUGCGGAUUGGCUCUAAGGGACUCUGGUGGGAGGCGGUGCUUGUUGUUAUGGUAAUGACGGGAGGAUCAAAUGACUGAGGAGUUUAUUAUCUCAAUGGCAUGUUCUUCUUUUAUUUUUCUUGGUUAAGAAAAUGCUGAAAUGUGUAAAUGCUGUUUGAAUUUUCGUGGGGUGCUGUUUAAUUUUUUAAAAUUUUUAUUUAUUCAAUUUUUUAAAACUAGAUCAGCCUAGAUAUACCACAUUGGCCUUGUGACUGUAUUUAGAUACAAUGAUGAAAUACUAAUAAUAGAGAUAUGGACAUUUUUCUAAAGCAUUAAGAAUAAAAAAAAAAAAUACAAUUGUUUGGAAUGCUUCAAAACAUACGGGUUUUAAGAAGACUUUUUCUUGGUUUCAGUUGUCUUUUGAGAAUCUUGUGUGUUGUAAAUCUUGUUUUGCAUAAAUAUUUUAUUUCUGUAGGAGGGCCGUUUUAUUCUCACACCUUUUGCGGAUCACAUCGGGUCUUUCCCCUCACUUUUCCCGCGUUACGGAUUAUGAAUUUUGUUUGGUGAAUUUUUGUUCAUUAUACCUCCUGUUUUUUGUUCAUGGAUUAAUUCCUCCUCUGGAUUUUAAGAUUUUUAAAUUGUAAAUUGUGUUUUUUAUUUAUAUAUUUUGUUUCCUCUUCUAUUUAUUGGAUAUAAAUGUUCUCCCCUUUUUUUAUUCGGGAUGUCGGAAAUUUUAAAGCUUUUCUAUUAUUGUUCCUCUGUAAUAUUUGAAGGGGGAUUUUGGGGAAGGUUUUUUUUUUUUCCUGGUGCUUAACCUCUCCUUACCCCCCCCUCCUUUUUUCCAAUAUAUAAAUGAUAUAUCUAUAAAUAUAACUUCACCUUCUCUGUAGAUCGUAGAGCCCAGAGCUGCAGUAGAUCAGAACUAAUCGAAAGCCGUCUUUGUACCCGAAAACACAUUUUCCUACACAAGAAAUUGUCUUGUUUAAUUUUAACUGUUUAAAAAAACAAAAAAAACAAGGGAUUUUGAAGGUGCUGAAGUUUCUCUGAACUUUUUCUUUUUUUUAAAAAAAAUCUAUUUUUCCUGUUGCAAUAUACAUUUCCCUUCUUUGUGUUCAUUUAAACUGCACUGUUUAGAGAAUUCACACACCAAACAAACUGAGCCAGACAUGUCUUAAAACACUUUGUGAAUUUGUGUGACAUUUACAACGUAUUAAUAAAAGCUUUUGAUAAACCUA